UUCCAACAAGGGGGAGGGAGGGGGGGGGGGUUGUCUUUAGACUUGUGCGCCGUGGCGGAGAGGAGAGCAUGCCGAAGAAGUAGCAGUCGCCGCCGCGGAUACUUUUUACCCCCCCCUCCCUACUUGGCUCGUCCGUCCCGUGUAACAUGCGGACUCCAACAAAGUUGUCAGGCUAGGGAGGAAAACACCGAGGCGCUUCGCUUCGCUUGUUAGCACGCAGCUAGCUUACCCUGCUAGCUUCCCCCGUUCACAAUGUCGGACACUCGGCGGCGGGUGAAAGUUUAUACGCUCAACGAAGACCGCCAGUGGGACGACCGGGGCACCGGGCACGUUUCGUCGACGUUUGUGGAAAGACUCAAGGGAAUAUCUUUACUUGUUCGGGCUGAAUCUGACGGCUCAGUGUUAUUGGAAUCGAAAAUUAGCCCCAACACUGCUUAUCAGAAACAACAGGACACACUGAUCGUAUGGUCGGAGGCGGAUAAUUAUGACCUGGCCUUGAGUUUUCAGGAGAAAGCAGGUUGCGAUGAGAUCUGGGAGAAAAUCUGCCAGGUGCAAGGGAAGGACCCCGCCCUGGACAUCACCCAGGACCCCAUCGACGAGUCCGAGGAGGAGCGUUUCGAGGAGAUCCCGGAGACGAGCCACCUGGUGGAGCUCCCGCACUGCGAGCUCAGCUGCCUGGAGGAGAUAGCUGACCUGGUGACGUCGGUGCUCUCGUCGCCCAUCCGGCGGGAAAAACUGGCCUUGGCCCUCAUGAGCGAGGACUACCUCAAGAAACUGCUAGGCCUCUUCCGGGUGUGCGAGGACCUGGACAACCGGGAGGGCCUGCACCACCUGUACGAGAUCGUUCGCGGUGUCCUCUUCCUCAACAAGGCGGCCCUCUUCGAGGUGAUGUUCUCCGACGACUGCAUCAUGGAUGUGGUGGGCUGCCUGGAGUACGACCCGGCGCUGGUGCAGCCCAAGCGCCAUCGCGAGUUCUUGACCAAGACGGCCAAGUUCAAGGAGGUGAUCCCCAUCACGGACUCUGAGCUGAGGCAGAAAAUUCACCAGACGUACCGCGUGCAGUACAUCCAGGACAUCAUCCUGCCGACGCCGUCCGUCUUUGAGGAGAACUUCCUUUCCACGCUCAAUUCCUUCAUCUUCUUCAACAAGGUGGAGAUUGUCAGUAUGUUGCAGGAGGACGAGAAGUUCCUCACUGAGGUUUUUGCACAGCUCACAGAUGAAGGCACAGACGACAGUAAAAGGCGAGAGCUUGUGAACUUUGUCAAGGAGUUCUGCGCUUUCUCGCAGACGUUGCAGCCCCAAAACCGGGACGCUUUCUUCAAGACGCUGGCCAAUCUCGGCAUCUUACCUGCGCUGGAAAUAGUCAUGGGCAUGGAUGACCUACAUGUGAGGGCGGCAGCUACGGACAUCUUCUCCUACCUGGUGGAAUUCAGCCCCUCUAUGGUGCGAGAGUUUGUCAUGCAGGAACUACAACAGACUGACGACGACGUGCUGCUCAUCAACGUGGUGAUCAAGCAGAUGAUCUGCGACUCGGACCCCGAGCUGGGCGGCGCCGUCCAGCUGAUGGGGCUGCUUCGGACGCUCAUCGACCCGGAGAACAUGCUGGCCUCCAUCAAUAAAACGGAAAAGACAGAGUUCUUGAGUUUCUUCUACAAGUACUGCAUGCAAGUUUUAACAGCACCUCUGCUGGCCAACACGGCGCAUGACAAGAACUCAAAAGGUAAGCUAGCUGGCUGCAGACGUCCCACACUCAUCGUAACGCCUGUGACAAUUGGAGGUCCUGACUCGCUAUUCUCCUCAAAAGAUUUUCAAGAGGCAGCCACCAAGAUCAACCCUGUGUGUCCAGACAACUUUCAGACGGCCCAACUGCUUGCUCUGAUCCUGGAGCUGCUGACCUUCUGCGUGGAGCACCACACCUACCACAUUAAGACCUUCAUUAUGAACAAAGACCUGCUGCGGAGAGUCCUUGUGCUCAUGAACUCCAAGCACACCUUCCUCGCUCUCUGCGCGUUGCGUUUCAUGCGGCGGAUCAUUGGCCUGAAGGACGAGUACUACAACCGCUACAUCAUCAAAGGGAACCUCUUUGAGCCGGUCAUCAACGCGCUGCUGGACAACGGCACACGAUACAACCUCCUCAACUCGGCCAUCAUCGAGCUCUUCGAGUUCAUCAGAGUGGAGGAUAUCAAGACCCUCAUCGCGCACAUUGUGGAGAACUUCUACGAAGCACUUGAGCCCAUCGAGUACGUGCAGACCUUCAAGGGGCUGAAGGGACGAUACGAGCAGGAGAAAGAUAGGCAGAGCCAUAAACUCACCAGAUACCGACGAGAGGCUCGCUCAAUGGAUGAUGAUGAAGAGUUGUGGUUCAAUGAAGACGAGGACGACGACGAGGCAGAGGCGGUGGACAAGAGCCGCGUGGAAGAUGAUUACUCUGACGGCUACGGCAAGUACAUGGAGGCCAAAAAAGCAGGCGCAACUAACGGCGCUAACAAUGGCAAAGUCACGGCGCUACCCCCCACCUCGCCCCCCGCCACGCCCAACAACAGCUCGGCGGCCUCGGUCAAGACGGUCGCACUUCCCGCCUCGCCGGUGGUCAAGGCCCCUCUGGUGGGAUUGGUGGACUACCCCGACGACGAGGACGAAGAUGAGGAAGACGAAGAAGAGGAGCAAUCCCCCAGGAAGCGCCCCCGUCUCAGCUCUUAACAGCCUGAAAGUCUGGCACCGUCUCCCUUUCUUCAGAAUUGUUUGGACCACCUCCUUCUCCAGACCCUCGCUAACCUUUAACCCUCUCCUGGUCCUCUUCCUCAUCACGCCAUCGUGCCAAGGCCCUUCCCCGUAUCGGAUUGUUGUUAUAGCAACAGAAGGCCGAAGGGUAGCGCCUCAGUGGUUGAUUAAAUGGAGGCCGUCGGCGAAAGAACUGUGCCACAGGCCAGUCAGGCUAGCAGGACUAGCCCCCACUCCUGAACCCCCUCCUCACAACACCCCCCCCCCCCCCCCCUUGUAGGAGUUAGGACGCUUGACUGGCCGCUCGCGGAAAAAGGACUGGAAGCUAACACUGCUAAGUCCACAUUUAAUGUGCAAGAGGAUUACAGUAAUUUAAAAGCAACUGUUGAUUCCUUUGACCACUUUGUAGCUCGAAAUGAAUUUCAAUCUCAUUAGAUACAUUUUUUGUACAAACGUCAA
This is a messenger RNA of Syngnathus acus (greater pipefish), 3180 nucleotides long. Its product is annotated as serine/threonine-protein phosphatase 4 regulatory subunit 3-A-like. Gene Ontology annotation, molecular function: protein phosphatase activator activity. NCBI's taxonomy places the organism in Eukaryota, Metazoa, Chordata, Actinopteri, Syngnathiformes, Syngnathidae. Gene Ontology annotation, biological process: DNA damage response; protein dephosphorylation. Gene Ontology annotation, cellular component: nucleoplasm; protein phosphatase 4 complex. The transcript is spliced from 15 exons. The coding region runs from base 253 to 2700 and encodes 815 amino acids. The record is from RefSeq and is a predicted model, not a curated record.